AUGACAACCCCGGCUAGAAGACGUCUAAUGAGAGACUUUAAAAAGUAAGGGACCCUCUCUCGCUAUCUUAUGUGUCUUUCUUUUCACACGGGCCAGUUGUUCCCGCAAAUUUGGUUGUGAAGAUGGUUUCGUGUUGAACGUGUCCUUGUUGACGGUGGGUUCAUCUCUUUCGAUAUUUCCUAGACUUCAAGACGAUCCCCCUACUGGAGUUACCGGUGCUCCGACAGAAAACAAUAUAAUGUUAUGGAAUGCGGUGAUUUUCGGGUAAGUGAAGACCAGAAUGAUUUCGCCAAAUCAUCAGAGACAGGCUAGUAGUUUUUCUUACUAACGCUUUACUUUUGUUUCUUACCCAGACCAGACGACACUCCGUUUGAAGGAGGUUUGUUUUCAAUCCAACCGUUUUGCUUUCCUCCCAAUAUUACAUCCUGUACACGAUAAAAUUUCAAUUUUGUUUUUACUUAUCGUAUUAUUCUCGUUUUUUUUCGCCACAGGAACUUUUAGACUAACCAUGGAAUUUACAGAAGAAUACCCAAAUAAAGCACCCACUGUUAAAUUUAUUUCAAAAAUGUUUCAUCCCAACGGUAAGAGUUGCUUUAUAGUCUUAGACCCGCUUCCAGAGUUGGUCGCGUAGUCAUUAAUUCGUUGAGACUGUAAACAGGUCAUAUUUUUGGUCGUAUUUUUUUUAUUACAAUCUUACGACUUAAAUAAAUUUCACCAAGUGACGUAACAGACCACACAGACUGGUUUUCCUUUACAAAAUGUAAGGUGGCUCUGAACACUCUAUUAGAUCAUUUCUAAUACUACCUUUGAAUCAUUGAAACAUCAGUAUUGCACAAAUUUAACUUUUACAAUCUGUGAUACUAUUGUGACAUAUGAGGUUAACACAGAAAUGACACUGUAAAGAAGAGUACAGCUGCAGUUUCGUUUUUGUGCUAAUGACUCAUCUACGUCACGAGUUUCUAGCAUUGUGAGACAAAUGAUAAGACAUUCUUAUGACGUACCUCAUUAGUGACAAACCUCAGCCUAUUUUUUAACUCUUAAACAACACUUAUCAAUCAGUAGAUGCUAUAGUAAAUAUGUAUGAAUGUAGCAUUACAUCAUGCAUGUUGUAAGUUUAUGUAAUUUGCCAAUGCUGGUCUGUGGCAACCAAUGCUGUACAUUGACAAUGUAACUUCCAGUAAUUUACAUUUCAUAGUGUAGGCUGAUCAUCUUGAUUAGCAUAGUGCUUUAAAGGACUACUGACAGUAACAGUGAGCAACAACUGACAAGCUGCGCAGAAGUCAUUAUCUGAGUGGCUGUAAUGAUGGUUUUCACUCAAAAUUUAGUACAUGCACUAUGAUUGGUUUAUUUAGUGGGCCAUAUUUCACUUGUUACCCGCUAAAUGAAUAAGAAUUGUUUGAAUUCAAAUCUUCUCCCUCUCUUUGAACCCAGAGAUAUAACGAAUAUCUUGCUAACCCAGUUUUCUGAGUCCAUACCGUAACUUACAAACCAACUUUUUUCUGCUCAGGUUUAUGGACUGUGCAUUUGGACCAUAAAUCUGAGCAGAUAAAAUGGAUUAGUCCAUAACUUACAAUAUGGACCUCAAACUCAGUUGGUAAGAGGUAUUUAUUACCUUUUACCUUUCAACUCCCAAUAUUUAACUUGUAAUUUUCCCUUUGAGCCUGUAAGAACAUAACAUCACUACUUGAACUGAGACCGCCUAAUCCAGGCUUCAGACUGCACAUAUAAGAUCGUCAAUGUAUUUUUAAUGACCUUAGAGUGUGAAAGUUAUUGACCGUGUGCGUCAAUGACAUAUCUUUCAGUUUAUGCGGAUGGAGGCAUUUGCUUAGAUAUUCUUCAAAACAGAUGGAGUCCCACAUAUGAUGUUGCAGCAAUUCUUACUUCAGUACAGGUUUGUGUCCCAUAAGUGACAUACAGUCCUAUUGUAAAUGAUUUUUAAAUAAAUAAUACACAAUCUGGACUAUUUUAAGAUGGUACCUGAAAGUGAAAAGCUUUACUUAAAGCUGUCCCAGAUAAAUAAGUCUUAAUGCUUUUCUGUUAACUAAACAAAAUGGCUGCCAUUUUGUUUAACCCUUUAACUCUCAAGAUUUCGUUAGUCUUUCUCCUUACUGUCUGCCAUAGAAUUCUUAUGAUGUCAAUUUGAAGAAUUUGGUAUUAGAUCAACUAAUUAUCCCUAAUUUUUAUUUUACUUUAUUCUCAUCACUUCUCUGCUUGAUAUUGUAUUAUUAUUGUGAGGAGAAAUUCUCCCUUAGUCACUCAUGGGAGGUAAAGGGUUAACUGUCACAGUCACCAUUCAUUUAUUUCUGCUCAAAAUUGGUGAAUGGCUGCCAUGUAAAUUUCUUCAAUAGUAUUUCAACACUUGUAUAAUUUUUUCAUCAACUUUGGUUCAGUGAGGUGAAAGUAGCCAAUUAAAGGUAGCAGACUAGAGGCUGGUUUUGGCUAGGUAUUGUCUCUUAAUGACAGCUCUGAAAGUCAACACUGCCCUUAAGGGUGUUAUAUACAUAAUAUGUAUCUGUAUGCUUUUUAUCUUGCAGUCAUUAUUAGAUGAGCCAAAUCCAAAUAGUCCUGCGAACAGCUUAGCUGCCCAACUCUACCAAGAAAACAAACGAGAGUAUGAGAAAAAAGUCAUUGCAAUUGUAGAGCAAAGCUGGCAGUCAACUUAAUUUCUUUGUUCUGUUUUCUACUCUGGCCUUUUUGUUUGUGAAUUGCUUGUGGUGGUUUCUUUGUUAGUGUAUGUGUGUGUCUUUUUUUUAUUAGAACAAAAGUAUGUAUAGAAAAGGCAGAAAAUUUCCAACUCGACUUUGAACAGUUGAUGCAGAGUAUUGUUUCUGCAAACGGAAGCAACAUAAUAUGGUGUAGGCUAUCAUAAAUGUAAACUUUUUAGUACUUUAACAUUAAUGAGAUUUGUAUAAUAUUUCUCCAUAAUUAUUGUUUUUUGUUUUGUUAGAAAUAAGGCCUAGAUUGUUUGGAUAUUCUGUGCCUGUCAUGGACUAGAUUCAUUAUGUUAAAAGUGGUGUAAAUACACAGAAAUAAACUAAUAUCCUUGCAGUUGCACUGUUGAUUAUGGCACUACACGCAUGCAAGUUGUCUUCCAACAAAAGUAACCCCUUGUCCAAAGUUCUUGACAUGACAAGACAAGCAGCAUCUUUAAUUUAGCUGUGGAGUAAGAUUUUUAAACUGGGAAAAGCAUUAGCUUUGCCCUUUACAUCCAAACAUCAGAAUGCAAACUUUCCAUACUAUUCUUUAUACAUUUCUUGUGGUACUGACAGUGAGAAUUUGUUUAAAAAUCUAAAAAUUUAUUUUCUCAAUUCUCAUGAUCAUGUUGUAGGAUUCUAUGAUGAUAAUGUCAGGAGAAAUUGAAUGUUAGUCAAUCUAAGGCUGGGGUUAAUAGGUUAAUGGGUAGAAAGCUGUAUUGUGAAUAAGAAGAGCUGGCUUUCGUAUGUGACACUACAUGCAUGCAAGUUGUCUUGUUGCUGGCUUUGGUUCGUGGCAUUACAUGCAAGUUGUCUUGUUGCUGACUUUAUGUGGUACUACACGCAUGCAAGUUGUCUUGUUGCU
This is a messenger RNA of Pocillopora meandrina, 3558 nucleotides long. NCBI's taxonomy places the organism in Eukaryota, Metazoa, Cnidaria, Anthozoa, Scleractinia, Pocilloporidae. The record is from the annotation of a GenBank genome assembly.